ACGUGCUUGAUGACCGAUGCGGUCAGGACAGCGGAUAGUUAGUGAUGAGGAGGAGCAAGUUAUCGGCGUGCCGACGGCCCAGGUCACCAGUAACAUGCCAGUCCUUGGUCCCAGCGCCGAUCCAACUCCACUUCGAGGACUUCUGAUCGCCAUCUUCGUCCUAUUGUCCCUGUCGCGUUGUCGCUGCACGGAUCUAGGACAAUGCACCACGGCGUUGGGCAUGGAGAGCGGAGAAAUCCCCGAUGAAGACAUCUCGGCGAGUUCUAUGUACGAUCCCAGCCUCGGACCGAAACAUGCCAGGCUACGACAAGACAAGGGUGGCGGCGCUUGGUGCCCGAGAAAUAUGGUGACCAAGGAAGGCAAGGAAUACCUAGAGGUGAAUCUGCACACACCGCGCUUACUGACGUCCACCAAGACGCAGGGCAGAUUCGGCAACGGCAACGGGGUCGAGUACACCGAGGAGUACUUUGUCGAGUAUUGGCGGCCAGGGUUCAACAAGUGGGUGCGAUGGAGGAAUCGACGUGGCAUAGAGCUCUUGGUGGGCAACAACAAUCCAUAUUCGGAGGAGGAGCAGAUCUUCGAUCCGGCUAUAGUCGCAACGAAAAUCCGCUUUAUCCCUUACACUUCUCAUAUGCGUACAGUAUGUAUGCGCGUAGAGCUUUACGGCUGUUCGUGGACGGAGGGUCUCGUCUCGUAUUCCAUGCCCCAAGGAAUCAAGAGGGGCUCCGAGGUUGACCUCUCCGACAGGACGUACGACGGCCGCGAAGAAGCGGGUUACCUCUCCGGGGGACUUGGUCAACUUGUCGACGGGCAAAAGGGUCCGGACAACUUCAGAUUGGACGUCAGCGGCAACGGAAAGGGAUACGAAUGGGUCGGCUGGCGAAACGACACACCCAACAUGCUUGGACGUCCGGUGGAAAUAACUUUCGAGUUCGACUACUCGAGGAACUUCACUGCCAUACACCUACACAUGAACAAUUACUUCACGAAGGACGUGCAGGUUUUCUCGUACGCGAAGGUCUACCUCGGCACAGGUGGCAACCAGUUUACCGGCGAACCUGUCCAUUUCUCUUACAUACCCGAUCAGGUGCUCGAGCAGGCGCGCGAGGUCACCAUAAAGCUGCACUCGCGCGCCGGCCGCUUCCUGAAGUUGCAGCUCUACUUCGCCGCGCGGUGGAUCAUGCUCAGCGAGGUAAUCUUCGAAUCAGUUAUCUCCGAAUGGAACAAUACCGAGGACGAGGAGGCGAAGAACAAGAGCGCCAUUGUACUGGCGACCGGCAGCCCCUAUCAAAAUAACGAGGGUCCACUGCAGAGAGACGAAGUGAAGGCUACUUUUAAUAAGGAGGAAAGCAAAGAUAACACCUUUCCAGAUAAGAGCAAGGAGCCGGAAUCGAGGCAGUUCGUCGGUUUAGUUAUCGGCAUCCUGACGACCGUAAUUGUAAUGCUGCUCGCGGCGAUCAUGUUCAUCUUCUAUAGGAACCGUAGGCUCAAAGCUGCUCUCGCACCGUCAAACUUCUACGAUCAACAGGGUGAUCUCAAGGUCUCCGUGCCGGAGGAGGGCGAGGACAAGGGACCAAUUUGCCCCCCGCUUCCGGCGCAGUACCAUCCAGCCACCUACAGCACGACGACGCCGCAAUUACACAAAACCGUCACGGAUUACACCGGGAUCAACGAGGUGCAGCCGGUUAUUCCGCUCCUGCUUAACUCGACGAUCAAUCUUGCCAGGCCAAUUCCGGCGGUCCAAGAAUAUCCGUCUAACCCGCCGCCCAUACCGCCCCCGCCGGAAAAGUAUUACGCCAGUACGGAGAUCUGUAAGAGUCCUCUACCACCACUGCCACCCUCGCCGACAGCAAGUACGCCACCGCCAAUGAGUGCGAAAGCCUCCAGCAGUAUAACCAGCUACAGUCCGGAGGAUAUGCUCACGGAGGAAGAGGAGGAAAUGCCCGAGUGUGUCCUUGAUUUUCCACGAGAAAAACUCAACAUUGUUGAAAACCUCGGCUGCGGAUACUUCGGCGAUGUUCAUCUCUGCGAGGUCGACAGGUUUCCUGGGUACGAUGAGGUCUUCAGAAAUACCUCCAGCGAUCUAGUUAUUGUUAAAUCCUUAAAACCAGGAUCUUCUGACGCUCUUAGGAUAGAAUUUCAACAGGAGGCAAAGAGACUGGUACGACUCGCCGAUCGAAAUGUCGCGCGGCUACUCGGUGCCAGCCUCGAGAACGAUCCCAUGUGCAUCGUAUUGGAAAACGGCGAGUACGGGGAUUUGAAUCAAUAUCUGCAGAGUCACAUCGCCGAAACUUCGAACCUGCACACGGCCAAGACACUUAGUUUCGGCACAUUGGUUUACAUGGCCACGCAAAUAGCAUCCGGCAUGAAGUAUCUUGAGGAAAUGGACUUCGUACAUCGGGAUCUCGCCACAAGGAAUUGUAUAGUGUGUCGCGGAUGCACGGUUAAAGUAUCUGAUUUGGGAAGCGGACGGAGCGCAUAUGCGGCGGAUUACUUCCGUGUCGAAGGACGUCCUCCAUUACCGAUUCGAUGGAUGUCAUGGGAAUCAAUGCUAAUGGGAAGGCACACGUGCAAGGGUGACGUCUGGGCGUUCGCCGUCACGCUGUGGGAAAUACUGACGUUCGCGCGGGAGCAGCCCUUCGAGGAGUUUCCGGAUCAUCGGAUAGUGGAGAACGCGACGUACUUUUAUCAAGAGGAUGAGCGAAGGAUGAUACUGCCACUGCCAAAAAACUGUCCCAAAGAGAUCUACGAUCUGAUGCGCGAGUGUUGGCAGAGGAACGACGUCGACCGGCCAAACUUUCGCGAGAUCCAUCUGUUCCUGCAACGAAAAAAUCUCGGUUACAAGCCCGGUGAGUCGAACGAUACUUGAUAUAGAGAACUGGAAGGCUGGAACCUCAUCCGGCUUUCUAUGAUCGGCGAAUUAAACGGCAAUUGGUGGAACUGCCCUUCAUCGACCAAGCUAGACCAAGUCAGACCAAGUUAGUACCUAGGGUGACGAUCCAUAAAUCGGCUAUAACGAACGUAAACGGUUUGUGUGAUGGCAUGGUCGGAUGCGUCCACCGUGUCGAUGAUAUCGAUAUGGCACUUACGUGCGAGAAGAAGACGU
This is a messenger RNA of Wasmannia auropunctata (little fire ant), 3106 nucleotides long. It is a transcript of the gene Ddr, whose product is annotated as discoidin domain-containing receptor 2-like. Gene Ontology annotation, cellular component: signaling receptor complex. The transcript has 17 exons. Gene Ontology annotation, molecular function: collagen binding; ATP binding; protein tyrosine kinase collagen receptor activity. The record is from RefSeq and is a predicted model, not a curated record. NCBI's taxonomy places the organism in Eukaryota, Metazoa, Arthropoda, Insecta, Hymenoptera, Formicidae. The coding region runs from base 17 to 2869 and encodes 950 amino acids. Gene Ontology annotation, biological process: positive regulation of kinase activity; multicellular organism development; protein phosphorylation.